Molecule: messenger RNA, 1018 nt
Organism: Brassica oleracea var. oleracea
Lineage: Eukaryota; Viridiplantae; Streptophyta; Magnoliopsida; Brassicales; Brassicaceae
Product: cyclin-dependent kinase inhibitor 2-like
Exons: 4
Coding region: 202-855 (217 amino acids)
Biological process (GO): negative regulation of cyclin-dependent protein serine/threonine kinase activity
Cellular component (GO): nucleus
Molecular function (GO): cyclin-dependent protein serine/threonine kinase inhibitor activity
Source: RefSeq, a predicted model, not a curated record
GCUUCUCGCUUCUUCUUCACACGAGGCUUUUCCCAGUGAAAAUGACAAGAACAGAUCGUGGCCGUUCAUAGUCAGCACAAGUAGUAAAUAAACUAGUACUAUAACACAAGAAACCAUAUGGUACAAGAAGAGCUAGAGAGUGAGAGCACACGCAUGCAUUACUAGAAAGAGGUCUCUAGAAGAAGGUGACUUAGGAGAUCGAUGGCGGCGGGAGAUGUAAGUGUGAGAGGUAGGAGAAGAGAGCGAGAUGUGUCCGAAGAAAAUGGAGUGGUUACACCGCCACCGACGGUGAAACGAAGGAAACUGGAGGAGGAAGUAAAUAUAGAAUCUAGGAUUAUCUUUUCUCCGUGUGUACAAGCAACGAGUUGUGGUGGAAUCUUGGCGAGAAACUCGGCUGGUGCGUCGGAGACAAGCGUCGUUUUUGUUCGAAGGAGAGACUCUUCCGUCGACGAAAAGUGUCAGAUUCCUAGCUUGGUUUCUUGCUGUUCAAGUAAUAGAUCAGAAGAGAAAACGAAACGGAGGAUAGAGUUUGUAGAUCUUGAGGAAGAUAACGGUGGUGAUCUUGAUCAAACUGUAACAUCGUGGACUUAUGAUAACUUCAACAACACUAUGAGAGACACGCAACACGAGGAUUCGACGGCUAUGGAGGUACAAGAGGUCGAGUGUCGCCGCCGGUUAAAGAUGAAAAAGAGCCCUGAGACGGUGAAGGAAGCCGAGCUGGAAGAUUUUUUUCAGGCGGCGGAGAAGGAUCUCCGGAAUAAUAAAAUGUUGGAAUGUUCUUGGAAGUAUAAUUUCGAUUUUGAGAAAGAUGAGCCACUUGGUGGACGAUACGAGUGGGUAAAGUUGAAUCCAUGAAGAAGAAGAAGAAGAUAAAUCGCUCACAAAGUACUUAUUUCUCUUCAAUUAUGACAAUCAUAAUAAUAUAUCUUGUAAAAUGUAAUAUAUUAAUCUUUCUUACCAAAAGAAUGUAAUAUAUCCCUUAUAUAUUAAAAGAGAAGCAUUGGCUUUAAUGCGUUCA